Didymodactylos carnosus is the source of this 2631-nucleotide messenger RNA. Lineage: Eukaryota; Metazoa; Rotifera; Eurotatoria; Philodinida; Philodinidae. The record is from the annotation of a GenBank genome assembly.
AUGGAUGGAAUAGGUAGUAAUAUAGAGUCACGUCGUGAACAUUCACGUAUCAUUAAAGACGAACGAUUUGAAAGUGUUACAGAAAGAAAUGAAGAUUCACUCGCCGAAUGUCUUGGUAGUAUCGUUAGUAAUGGACAAUGUUCAGCAAUCAUAUCUACAUCUCCAAAUUCAUUAUCUCCGAAUCAUCAGAAUACUAUAAAUAUUCCGUCACCAAACUCGUAUUCAUCGAGUGUAACAGCUAUACAAAGUCAUCCACAUCAUACAUCAUCAACAUCAAAUAUAAACUCGACUUAUCUCGGUACGUCACCGAAUAAUAAUAUGUCGUCGUCGUCUAUCGGUGGUCAAAAAUUUAGCAAUAUAUCGAUAACAAAUAUAAAUCCAAAAUAUCACAGUUAUUAUAAUCAUCAUAGUCCACAAUCAACUCAGACCUCGCAGCGUUCACCAAAAAAAUCUACAACGUACGAGGAAACGGGAAAUAGUGGCGUAUAUUCUGUAAAUCAUUCUGGAACAGUAAUUUCUACUAUAACACGUCCGACUAAACAUCAGUUAAAUACUUCACUUUCCAAUUAUCACUCGCAUCAUUCACAUCCACAGAGACAUAGUUCGGGAGAUGACUCGGGCAAUGAAUCUCAGAAUUUAAUUAAUUCAAAUAAUACAUCUCAUUUUGUCGUUGUGGCAAUUGAUUUUGGAACAACAUUUAGUGGAUAUGCAUUUGCUUUUACACGUGAUGGUGGAGAUAUGAUACAUAUGAUGAGAAAAUGGGAAGGUGGUGAUCCCGGAGUUAUCAAUCAAAAAACGCCAACAACAAUAUUAUUAACGCCAGAUGGUACAUUUCAUUCAUUCGGUUUUCUUGCACGAGAUUUUUUCCAUGAUCUUGAUCCAGAUGAAGCAAAAAAGUGGCUCUAUUUUGAAAAAUUCAAAAUGCAUUUACAUUACACACAGGAUUUGAAUACUCAAACGUUGAUAGCUGCGAGUAAUGGACGAAAAGUGGCAGCAUUAACAAUUUUUACUCAUGCACUAGGCUAUUUUAAAGAUCAUGCAUUGAGAGAACUAAGCGAUCAAUCGGGUACAAGAUUCAUGAAUGAAGAUGUGCGUUGGGUAAUUACUGUACCAGCCAUUUGGCGUCAACCGGCCAAACAAUUUAUGCGUGAAGCAGCUUAUCAAGCCGGAAUAGCAUCACGAGAAUUUCCUGAUCAAUUAUUAAUUGCAUUAGAACCAGAAGCUGCAUCAAUUUAUAUUCGAAAAUUAAGAAUGCAUCAGUUUAUGUCGGAUGAACCAUAUACUCGUACAAUAGUAAGACGUGAUAAUUUUCCAUCAUCAUCAUUUUCAGAUCAAUCGCCGGUGAUUGCUGACUCAACAAAAUUAUCAAACGACCAUGAAUAUCAUAAUAAUAAUAGUCAAACACUGGAAUUAAUGUUAGAUAGAGGUAUGCAAAAACAGCAAUUGGUUUUUGUUAAGUCGUACUAUUUAUCUUGUAUAUUAAGAUGUUUAAUUUUUAUUCCAGGUACUCGUUAUAUGGUUGUUGAUUGUGGUGGUGGAACUGUAGAUAUUACCGUUCAUGAAUUAGACAAUAAAUUAGGAACAUUAAAAGAACUGUACAAAGCAACAGGUGGACCAUUCGGUUCGGUUGGUGUUGAUCAAGAAUUUGAGAAAUUAAUGCAUACAAUAUUUGGCAUUGAAGUUAUGGAAGAAUUUAAAAUGCGACGUCCAGCGGGUUAUGUUGAUUUAAUGAUUGCAUUUGAAGCAAGAAAACGAACAGCGAGUCCAUAUAAAAAUAAUCCAUUAAACAUAUCAUUACCAUUUUCAUUUAUUGAUUUUUAUAAAAAAAAAAAGGGUUCAACUGUUGAAUCCGCUAUUCGAAAAAGCAAUGAUCCCGAGAUAAAAUGGUCAACACAAGGCAUGAUGCGUUUAACUCCUGAAGCAAUGAAACGUUUAUUUCAACCAACUGUUGAUAAAAUUAAAAGUUCUAUUGGAGAAGUAUUAAAUAGUCCAAAUGUACGAGGUAUUCAAUAUCUUUUUCUUGUUGGCGGCUUUGCAGAAUCACCAAUUUUACAACAUGAUAUUAGAAGAUCAUUUUCAUCCAUCCUUAAAGUAAUUAUACCGCAAGAUGUAUCACUUACAAUUUUAAAAGGAGCAGUAUUAUUUGGUUUGGAUCCGACUAUUGUUAAUGUUCGUCGUUCUCGUUUAACAUAUGGUGUAUCGGUUUUAAAUCGAUUCAUCGAUGGUUUUCAUUCAUCCGAAAAGAAAAUAAUUAAAGAUAAUAUUGAAUGGUGUGCUGAUAUAUUCGAUAAGUUUGUACUUGUUGAUCAAUCGAUAGGUUUAGGUGAUACAGUAAUUCGAAAAUAUACGCCAGCACGUUUUAAUCAAGCUCAAUGUAUAAUUAGUUUUUAUUGUUCGGAAAGUGAUAAACCUAUGUACGUCACGGAUUCUGGUGUGAGAAAAAUUGGCACACUUGUAUUAGAUAUGUUGUUACAUGAUGAUAAAAAAAUAAAUGGCGGUGAUACAACUACGCAACGUCGACGAGAAGUUCAAACACGAAUGGUAUUUGGUGAUACAGAGAUAAAAGUGAGCGCAUUAGAUGUAACAACCGGAAAAUGUGUUCGUGCCACAAUUGAUUUUUUGAAUAAAUAG